AUGGCCGAAGAAACCCAACCAAGAGGGGAAGGCAAGGUCACUGCUGAGCUGAAAGGGUCUACACCGGACCAAGUGUGGCCAUUCUUGUCGGACCUUUGCAACAUCCACAAGUGGCUUCCCACACUUGACACGUGCCACCUAGUCGAGGGCGUCCCGGGCCAGCCCGGCCUAGUCCGGUGUGUCGCCUCCACCACAAAUGGCAAUGACUCAGACCCGCUGAAGCUCAAGUGGGUCAAUGAGCGUCUCCUCAUGAUGGACCCCAGUGAGAAGUGCUUCAGCUAUGAGGUCUUGGACAACAAUGUUGGGAUCAAGUCCUGUGUUGCCACAAUUAGAGUGAUGCCCAUGAAUGAUGGGGAUGGUAAGAUGGUUGGGUGCAUGAUUGAAUGGUCCUUUGUGUCUGAUCCAGUUGAGGGUUCGGGGCUCCAAGAUAUGAGGUCUUUCCUUGAUUUUCGCCUCCAAGCUGUGGCCAAGAACAUAGGAAGUGCAAUCCAAGAAGCUAGUGGGUGA
Molecule: messenger RNA, 507 nt
Organism: Eucalyptus grandis
Lineage: Eukaryota; Viridiplantae; Streptophyta; Magnoliopsida; Myrtales; Myrtaceae
Product: lachrymatory-factor synthase
Exons: 1
Coding region: 1-507 (168 amino acids)
Source: RefSeq, a predicted model, not a curated record